UUCAUUUCGAUCGCCAGGCUCAAAAUGGAUGGUUUGCAAGGAUCCAGUACGAACGUUAACCGGAAACGAAGGAGCAAUUUCCUGACGCUGGUGGAGAAGGUUCGCAUAAUUGAAGAUUUUGAAGCAGGAGGUGGUACGCAUGACUUUCUUGGGAAGAAGUACGGCGUAGGAUCUUCUACGGUCACGAGAAUAAUCCAAAAGAAAGAACAAUUCGUGAGGCGGUGGACAAGUUCAAGGAAUAUGGUGAAAAUAAUCGAAAAACAUUGAAAGAGCAGACGUUCCCUUUGCUGGAAGAAGCUCUUUACAUCUGGAUUUUACAGCAGCGGCAGUCCAACAUUUUGUUGACAGUGGAUAUUCUUAAAGCAAAGGCGGAGCUGCUGUUUAAGAUGUUCCAGGACCGGGGGCUCUAUGCGGUGCACGGUUUUUCUGCUUCGGAUGGCUGGAUGCAUCGUUUUAAGCAGCGGUUUGGAUUGCGCGUGAAAGCCGUAACAGGAGAAAAGGCAUCGGUAAACGUUGAAGCGUACCUAAAUUUCAAGAAGGUUCUACAGAAGAAGAUUCAGGAAAUGCAGCUAUCACUAUCCCAAGUCUUUAAUGCAGAUGAAUCUGCCUUGUUCAUCAAGCUCCUAGCCACGCGCUCUGUCGUUACCUGUGAUGAGACCGUGGCAAGCGGACGGAAGCAAAACAAGACAAGGUAUACGUUUAUGCCUUGCUCCAACAUAGAUGGUUCCCUAAAGCUUCCGUUGUAUUUCAUUUGCACUGCUGCAAAACCACGAGGAAUCAACAUCGAAGAACUUCCCGUUUCAUAUAAUCAUUCCAAAAAGGCUUGGAUGACCAGACUGUUGUUCCGUCAAUGGUUCCACGAAGAGUUUGUCCCCGCUGUUCGAAAAUUUUCGGCCGAGAGAGGAUUGGAGCCAAAGGCAUUGCUGGUUCUUGAUAAUUGCACCAGUCAUUAUGACGUUGACGAAUCUCUACAGAGUGACGAUGGACUGAUUCAAGUGAUCUACUUCCCACCAAAUGUAACUGCUGAAUGCCAGCCGAUGGACCAAGCGGUCAUCAAUGCAAUCAAGCGAAAGUAUAAAAGAAAACUGAUGCUCGCAUUAAUUCUGGAAAACGAACACUUAAGUUUCGAAGAACGAUUGAAGAAGAUUAAUCAUCAACAGUGUAUUUCGUGGUUGGCAACCUCUUGGGAGGAGAUAUCUGACAAAACUAUACGUAAUUCGUGGAAGAAAUUGAUCGAUGGUUUGCCGGAGGAUGCUGUUAAUGUAGACUCGAAAGCGGCCGAUGAUGACUUCAAAGCGCUUGUGUCCAGGAUUGACAGUUUGGCAGGAACAAAAACAUCUGAGCAAGAUAUUGAUCUGUGGAUCAAAGAUCAGGUGUUUGAUGCUGAUCGUAAUCCAGAUUGGGUAACCAGUGAAGCGUUCUCUGAUGACGAGAUUUUGUCAUCAGUUCUCAAGAAAGAUCAACCUGAAAUGCAAGAAGAAUGGUUGGUAGACACAGAAGAUGGAAGUAAUUCGUUGGAUUCUUCCAUUACUAGUACCGGAGAUCCUGAUUUUGGCGAUGCAAUCAAGUCAAUUGAUUGCCUAGUACGCUAUAUGAAGCAUGAUGUUGCAGAAGUAUGCCGUUUGAACGCGCUACGUUCGAAAAUCACUGAAGUUGAAUGGCUAAAACGAGCAUGUUGAAGAACUCUACCAUUUUGUUGAAAAUGAAUUUACGUGGUUUGUUUAAUUUUGUUUGAAACGUUUAAAAUAAAUAUUGUUUUUGUUGAAUAAUAUUCGAUUUUAUUUAUUUAAAUGAUUCAUUUAAAAUUUAUUUUAAACCUAAAAACACCAUCCACGAGCCCCUCGAAAAAAAUUUUACGUUGUCAUAAUUGACGUUUGUCUUCGAUUUAGUUGGGCUAUAGCCCAACGAACGGGAGCCCAACUAAAUCGAAGCCCAACUAAAGAUAGCCCAACGAGUGAAAUUCAACUGUAUCAAUAAUUACAUCAAUGGGACUCAGGUUUUGAAUCCGAUAAAACUACGGAAAGAAGGAAACAAGUGAGCAAGUGUAGGAUUUUGGUUUCGUUGUCGGAACCAAGUGAACUUUUCAGGAUGGUUUUGUCCCUGUAUUUAGAACCAGAAAAAAAAUGGAACUAAUAACUUAUACUAGGGGAUAAACUUUCGGUUUUGAUAAGAAAUUUCCUGCAUCUAUGCAUCUGAAUCGCAUUGUAAUAACAUGAUAACAAUAACCAGAUUGAUAACUGUUUUGGAAAAUCGACUAUCCGAGUGUAUUUAAAUUUGCAUAGUAAAUAAAUGAAAAAAGGCACCUUAUUUGAUUUUUUUCAUAUCGCAGCAAACUACAUUUGUACUGUGUUUAGUUUCUCAAACUUCUAAAUGAUAAGGAGAAAGUAACGUAAGUUCCCCGACCAAUAAAUGCUUGGAGGACACACGUGGAAAAUCAACAGCCAUGGGAGCAACUCGAAGAGACGUUCGUAACCAAGUUGAUCGGAUCGCUGAAUCUGAUCAGUGAGCAACUCAAUCAACUGAAG
Messenger RNA from Toxorhynchites rutilus septentrionalis, 2525 nucleotides. RefSeq names its product jerky protein homolog-like. Gene Ontology annotation, molecular function: DNA binding. The transcript is spliced from 2 exons. The coding region runs from base 387 to 1679 and encodes 430 amino acids. The record is from RefSeq and is a predicted model, not a curated record. Gene Ontology annotation, cellular component: nucleus. NCBI's taxonomy places the organism in Eukaryota, Metazoa, Arthropoda, Insecta, Diptera, Culicidae.